This is a messenger RNA of Aspergillus ruber CBS 135680, 609 nucleotides long. RefSeq lists its product as uncharacterized. The transcript has a single exon. The coding region runs from base 1 to 609 and encodes 202 amino acids. The record is from RefSeq and is a predicted model, not a curated record. NCBI's taxonomy places the organism in Eukaryota, Fungi, Ascomycota, Eurotiomycetes, Eurotiales, Aspergillaceae.
AUGAUCAAAGGCUACAGUCCUGAGCGACCCGGGUACUGGCUGCACACUGGCGAUACUGGUAUUCUGACGUAUUUUGAUUCAGACGUGUGGAAGGUCGCGGGCGAGCCUGACGACAAGGUGUUCAACGACUGGGGCAAGGUGGAGGAGUUAGUCAACCUUCCGGCGGCAGCCUUCCAUCGUAAUGUGGACGAGAUUGUCCUAAAAACCGGCACAGACCAUGCAGACCGUGUCAAGACCGCCAUUGCGUGCCCUCCGACUAUUGCUGGAGACAAUGUACUCCCCAUCUUCAUCAGAACGAUGGUGUUAGAGAAAGACAAAAACCCAAUUUGGCCAAUUCCACCGGUCCUUUCAAAAGGAGAUAGAGGAGAGUUACGUCGUCUACUCUUGACUAUUCUUAGCAUGAAAGCACUACUGGCGGUCGCUCCAACAGGCUUUUCGAGCUUCUUAACAGUCAAUGGAGUGGAAUUUUGGGCAGCAAAUGCCAAGUGCUUAUCACAAGCAAUCACACUAUCUCUGGCAGUGCAGCCAUCCUUCCAAACUAGGAAAACUGAUAUCAUAUCCAUCCCUUCAAAUUGCUGGGUGGUUCUUUGGAUGGCAAUAAACCUAUAG